Labrus mixtus (cuckoo wrasse) is the source of this 1478-nucleotide messenger RNA. RefSeq names its product UAP56-interacting factor-like. The transcript is spliced from 9 exons. Gene Ontology annotation, molecular function: mRNA binding. NCBI's taxonomy places the organism in Eukaryota, Metazoa, Chordata, Actinopteri, Labriformes, Labridae. Bases 84 to 1046 code for a protein of 320 amino acids. The record is from RefSeq and is a predicted model, not a curated record. Gene Ontology annotation, biological process: mRNA export from nucleus.
UAGCGUAGUCACAAUAAGAGACGGUUUAGAGCCAUUAUCGUGUUUUUCCUUUCACUCAGGAUUGUUUGUCGUGUUGUUUAAGUAUGAACAGAGAUGAGGUUACAGCAGGGCGCGGGAGAAAAACAGUGGUUCCAGAUAAAGUCGACAUGUCAUUAGAUGACAUCAUUCGGUUGAACAAGAAAGAGCAGCAGCAGCAGUUUAAAAGAAGACAGGCAACUGUUAAUCGACGACCAGUUAAGAAGAAAGGCCGUUUAAUUCAAGGAAAGGGAGUUUCGUUUGGGACUGGUGGACCAGUCCAGAGAGGAGGUGGAGCAGUACCUAAAUUAAGAAACAGGAGGGUCCCUCCCCUGCUGCCGGGGCGACGACGAGGUCAGGGGGUCAUCACAGGACUGGCAGCCAGAAGGCCAACUGCACUGCUCAAACGAGUCGGCACACUGAACAGAUCAGCAAUCAACCAGAAAACAAGACAGAAAACAAAGCCCUUCAUUCAACGUCCUGAAGCACAGUACAGGAAGCCAGAGGUACAGAGGAGGCCGUACAGGCAUCCCGAUCAACAGAGAGGCCAGAACACAACAUCUGUCAGGAGACCAUUUCGGCUACAACGACGACCACUGCCCCCUGUCCAGCAGACGCAGAGAGAAGCACGCCAGGCCACGUUUCUUUUUCGCAGAGGACUCAAGGUACAGGCCCAAGUGCAAAAGCCAAAUCCCCAUCCCCGUUCUCCUCCAGCCAGAACUAGACAGUGGCGCACAUCAACAACCAACAGUGGAAUCUUGACUGUUUCAAUCGACAACCCAACAGCCCUGACUCAGCCUGAGCCUCCCUCUGCUUGGACGCUGCACCCCCCAGCUCCCAGCUCUACUCCUGUCAAAGUGGAAACUGAAGAGAAGAAAAUACCAAAAGGAGUGCCUCUGCAAUUCGACAUCAACAGUGUUGGAAAACCACAAACAUCGCUGACCUUGAAUGAGCGAUUCCGCAUCCUAAAGGAUCAGCGCACGGCCACAGCCCACAGCAGUAAAGGCAGCAGGUUUGUAACCGUGGGUUAAAGGACAAAAAGACGAUAACACUUGGCAGCCCCUUGGUCCUGCUUAGACACACGGUGGACUUGACCUUUGUGAUGGAUGGGAUGUGUUACCCACUGACUAAAGGGAAGGAGUGAAACAGUGGGAUGAAUGAGUUCAGCCUGCACAGCUGUGAGAACUGAAAUGUCAAAAGAGGAGAUUGUUUAAAAAUAAUUUCCCAUUCAUUGUCCAUAUCAUUGUACGCUGUUUGUAUUGUGGACAUCCUAACCUGGGAAGGAAAGAGCUUUUUGUUCCCUCUGGACUUGGAACUGUGGACACUGCUCAGAGAUAUGUGUUUUAAAGAGAGCACUGCUAUGUAUUUGCUGAGGUGGGGAUGGAUGUUCAGAGUAACUUUUUUGACAUUUUUCAGAAUUAUUUUGUAAAGUUUGUUCCAAUAAAGGAGUUUCUCUUACAGUA